Messenger RNA from Budorcas taxicolor (takin), 4617 nucleotides. It is a transcript of the gene TNK2, whose product is annotated as tyrosine kinase non receptor 2. Gene Ontology annotation, biological process: regulation of keratinocyte differentiation; protein phosphorylation; negative regulation of epidermal growth factor receptor signaling pathway. The coding region runs from base 600 to 3839 and encodes 1079 amino acids. The transcript has 18 exons. NCBI's taxonomy places the organism in Eukaryota, Metazoa, Chordata, Mammalia, Artiodactyla, Bovidae. Gene Ontology annotation, cellular component: extrinsic component of cytoplasmic side of plasma membrane. Gene Ontology annotation, molecular function: protein serine/threonine/tyrosine kinase activity; protein tyrosine kinase activity; ATP binding. The record is from RefSeq and is a predicted model, not a curated record.
GCGGGCUGUCCAGGAAACAUACCUGGACGGGAAGGGGUCCCAGGAAGGGGAGGGGCCCCCUGAGGGGCACAGGAUCCGGAGGCGCAGGCGGAGGAGGAGGUGGUAACCCACGGGCCGGCUGCUCAGCACCAGGGCCGGGCUGGGCCGGGGUCGAGGUGAGCGCAGAAUGUAGGGGCUUGGGGAGAGGGGAGCAGAAGAGCACCGCGAACCUGGGGGCGUUGGAAACCAUUGCCCGGUAGCAAGCAGAGUCCUGCUGGGUCCUUUUCUGCCACCUCAGCUGGGACAUCAUAGAAGCAGUGUCUGCAGUGAGCCAGUGGAAGGCAGCAGCCUCCUCCCAGACCAGUGUGAUUUCAGACCUGGGAUGACCUGAAGGAAUGAGGUUUCCUGAUGCAGUUCCUCUGGGAUGAAGUCCCACGGGGAACCAGCCUGGCCCUGGUCCAGAAGCUUAGGCCCUGCACACAGAGGGUCUCCUGAGUUUGGGUUCCUGCUGCUGUUCCCAAAACGAGUUUCUGCCUUCUGGAGCUCUGGAGACCUGCAGUAGGAGCAGAGGAGCUUCUGCCUAGAAUAAGCACUUCUGCCUGAGGCUGGGGAGCAGCAGCAUGCAGCCGGAGGAGGGCACGGGCUGGCUGCUAGAGCUGCUGUCGGAGGUGCAGCUCCAGCAGUAUUUCCUGCGGCUCCGCGACGACCUCAACGUCACCCGCCUGUCCCACUUUGAGUAUGUCAAGAACGAGGACUUGGAGAAGAUUGGCAUGGGCCGGCCCGGCCAGCGGCGUCUGUGGGAGGCCGUGAAGAGGAGAAAGGCCAUGUGCAAACGCAAGUCCUGGAUGAGCAAGGUGUUCAGUGGAAAGCGGCUGGAGGCUGAGUUCCCCCCUCAUCACUCUCAGAGCACCUUCCGGAAGACCUCGCCCACCCCGGGGGCCUCUGCUGGGGACGGGUCCCUGCAAAGCCUCACCUGCCUCAUUGGGGAGAAGGACCUGCAUCUCUUCGAGAAGCUGGGAGAUGGCUCCUUUGGCGUGGUGCGCAGGGGCGAGUGGGACGCCCCCUCGGGGAAGACGGUGAGCGUGGCUGUGAAGUGCCUGAAGCCUGACGUGUUGAGCCAGCCGGAGGCCAUGGACGACUUCAUCCGGGAGGUCAACGCCAUGCACUCGCUUGACCACCGAAACCUCAUUCGCCUCUACGGGGUGGUGCUCACACCGCCCAUGAAGAUGGUGACAGAGCUGGCACCUCUGGGAUCAUUGUUGGACCGGCUACGCAAGCACCAGGGCCACUUCCUGCUGGGUACCCUGAGCCGCUACGCUGUGCAGGUGGCUGAGGGCAUGGGCUACCUGGAGGCCAAGCGCUUCAUUCACCGGGACCUGGCCGCCCGAAAUCUGCUGUUGGCCACCCGCGACCUGGUCAAGAUUGGGGACUUCGGGCUGAUGCGAGCACUGCCCCAGAAUGACGACCACUACGUCAUGCAGGAACAUCGCAAGGUGCCCUUUGCCUGGUGUGCCCCAGAGAGCCUGAAGACACGUACCUUCUCCCACGCCAGCGACACCUGGAUGUUUGGGGUCACGCUGUGGGAGAUGUUCACCUAUGGCCAGGAGCCCUGGAUUGGCCUCAAUGGCAGUCAGAUCCUGCAUAAGAUUGACAAGGAGGGGGAGCGUCUACCCCGGCCCGAGGACUGCCCCCAGGACAUCUACAAUGUCAUGGUCCAGUGCUGGGCUCACAAGCCCGAGGACAGACCCACCUUUGUGGCUCUGCGGGACUUCCUGCUGGAGGCUCAGCCCACCGACAUGCGGGCCCUUCAGGACUUCGAAGAACCUGACAAGCUGCACAUCCAGAUGAAUGACGUCAUCACCGUCAUCGAGGGGAGGGCUGAGAAUUACUGGUGGCGUGGGCAGAACACGCGGACGCUGUGCGUAGGGCCCUUCCCUCGCAACGUGGUGACCUCCGUGGCUGGCCUUUCGGCCCAGGACAUCAGCCAGCCGCUGCAGAAUAGCUUCAUCCACACGGGGCACGGCGACAGCGACCCCCGCCACUGCUGGGGCUUCCCUGACAAGAUCGACGAACUGUAUCUGGGAAACCCUAUGGACCCUCCCGACCUGCUGAGCGUGGAACUGAGCGCAUCCAGACCCACCCAGCAUCUGGGCAGGGUGAAAAGGGAGCCUCCACCUCGCCCUCCUCAGCCUGCCAUCUUCACUCAGAGUAAGUGGGGCUGCUCCCGGUGCCUUGGCCCCCGCCCCCGCCCCCUCUCUCCUCUCACUCCUCUCCUUCUAGAAGAACCAACCUACGACCCCGUGAGUGAGGACCAAGACCCCCUGUCCAGCGACUUCAAGAGGCUGGGCCUGCGAAAGCCAGGACUGCCCCGUGGGCUGUGGCUCGCAAAGCCCUCAGCCCGGGUGCCAGGCACCAAGGCAGGCCUCAGUGGCGGCGAGGUCACGCUCAUCGACUUCGGCGAGGAGCCUGUUGUGCCAGCCCCACGGCCCUGUGCCCCAUCACUGGCGCAGCUGGCCAUGGACGCCUGUUCCUUGCUGGACAAGACCCCGCCGCAGAGCCCUACACGGGCCCUGCCCCGGCCCCUGCACCCCACGCCUGUGGUGGACUGGGAUGCACGCCCGCUGCCCCCGCCUCCCGCCUACGACGACGUGGCCCAGGAUGAGGAUGACUUCGAGGUCUGCUCCAUCAACAACACCCUAGUGGGCGCCGGGGUCUCUGCUGAGCCCAGCCAGGGCGAGACCAACUACGCCUUUGUGCCUGAGCCGGCGAGGCUCCUCCCCCCGCUGGAGGACAACCUGUUCCUCCCACCCCAGGGUGGGGGCAAGCCACCCAACUCGGCCCAAACUGCAGAGAUCUUCCAGGCGCUGCAGCAGGAAUGCAUGCGGCAGCUGCAGGUCCCGGCUGGCUCUCUGGUCCCCUCGCCCAGCCCCGGAGGUGACGACAAGCCCCAGGUGCCCCCCCGGGUGCCCAUCCCCCCGAGGCCCACGCGCUUGCGUGGUGAGCUGUCUCCGGCCCCCCCAGGCGAGGAGGAGAUGGGCCGGUGGCCCGGACCUGCCUCUCCUCCCCGGGUGCCUCCCCGGGAGCCCCUGUCUCCACACGGCUCCAGGACUCCCAGCCCCCUGGUGCCACCUGGCAGCUCCCCACUGCCACCCCGGCUCUCCAGCUCACCUGGGAAGACCAUGCCCACCACCCAGAGCUUUGCCUCAGACCCCAAGUAUGCCACACCCCAGGUGAUCCAGGCGCCUGGCCCACGGGCCGGCCCCUGCAUCCUGCCCAUCGUCCGAGAUGGGAAGAAGGUCAGCAGCACCCACUACUACCUGCUGCCCGAGCGGCCGCCCUACCUGGAGCGCUACCAGCGCUUCCUGCAUGAGGCCCAGAGCCCCAAAGAUCCAGACCCCCUGCCCGAGCCCCUGCUGCUGCCCCCUCCCAGCACCCCAGCCCCAGCCGCCCCAACUGCCACUGUUCGACCAAUGCCCCAGGCUGCCCCAGACCCCAAGGCCAACUUCUCCAGCAACAACAGCAACCCAGGGGCCCGGCCAUCCACCCUGAGGGCCACUGCUCGGCUGCCACAGAGGGGCUACCCCGGGGACGGGCCAGAGGCUGGGCGGCCUGCAGACAAGAUCCAGAUGCUGCAGGCCAUGGUGCAUGGGGUGACCACAGAGGAGUGCCAGGCGGCCCUGCAGAGCCACAGCUGGAGCGUGCAGAGGGCUGCCCAGUAUCUGAAGGUGGAGCAGCUCUUUGGUCUGGGUCUGCGGCCACGAGGCGAGUGCCACAACGUGCUGGAGAUGUUCGACUGGAACCUGGAACAGGCUGGCUGCCACCUGCUGGGCUCCUGCGGCCCUGCCCACCACAAGCGCUGAGAUGCCUGAAGAGCCAGAGGAUCUGCCCUGAAGGAAUCACUUAAGCUUGUCCAUCUGAGGGGGGCGGGGAGACUCCCUGCCAGGCCUGGAGGACCUGCCGCACCCACGGCCCCCAGUGGCAGAGCGAGGCCACGGCAGCAGGAAGCUGGGACCCCCGCCCUGCCUGUCCCUCGCUCCCCCAGUGCUGACCCUGCAGCUCUAGAGCCCGUGGUGCCCCAGCCAAGGUGCAGGAGGGAGCCUCUUGAAGGCAGGCUGGGGUCGGCCUUAGCAGGCCCUGCAGCUGACCUGCCUCUGGGUUUUAGUCCCUGGUGGAGCCUGUGGCUAAAGGGUGUGGCCAGGCCUUGCCGGCAGGAAAGCCAAACUUGACCUUGGGCCGGGAGGAUGUGUUGGCCAUACAGAGAGGUGGACCAGGGAGUGGGUGGGGGCCCUUCACAGGGCUAGGCCCUUUCCAGGGAGCCCUGUCGAACAGAAUGUGGCCUCACCAUGCACGUAUUAUGGGACUUGGCCGGUCUUAGGAUCUUGUGCCUGAAAAUAGCUUGAGGUGGCUCAGGUAGCAGAGCUGGGGUGCCAGUUCAUUCCCUGGCAGGGACCAGGGCCCCAGGGCCCAGGAUUGGAAGGAGACCAAGGGGGCAGCUGCCCUGGAGGGACACCAGUGCUUCCUCUUUGACCCAGCUCUUCCCCUCUGCUGUUCCGUGUUUUCCCACCAGUCUGUUGCCAAAGUUGCUGCCCCAGCUAUGAAUAUCUGCUUCUUCCAGAGAAAUAAAGUUAGUUUCUAUUU